Messenger RNA from Exaiptasia diaphana, 3421 nucleotides. Its product is annotated as checkpoint protein HUS1. Gene Ontology annotation, cellular component: site of double-strand break; nucleolus; checkpoint clamp complex. Lineage: Eukaryota; Metazoa; Cnidaria; Anthozoa; Actiniaria; Aiptasiidae. Gene Ontology annotation, biological process: telomere maintenance; nucleotide-excision repair; mitotic intra-S DNA damage checkpoint signaling. The record is from RefSeq and is a predicted model, not a curated record. The coding region runs from base 156 to 998 and encodes 280 amino acids. The transcript is spliced from 8 exons.
CCAUUAGGCCACAAGGACAUGCAACGUCCAAAGUUGUGUCAAAAUUUAAUGUAUAUCCAAAUUUGUUACCAGCUCGUUCUCAAAUCUUGGGAACACAUCACCUUAGUAAGUUGUGGAAAAUUUGCGAAGAAGGAACAUCACUGGGUGACACAAAUAUGCGUUUUCGAGCUAAAAUAGUGGAAAUAUCAUGUAUACAAAGACUCACACAUGUCUUUUCAACGCUGUCUCGCAUGGCAAAGGUCUGUGUGCUUCUUCUUACCCCGUCUAAAUUGUGUUUCAUUUUUGCUGAAACAGCGGGGUCGUGUGGCGGUGUGUCAAUAUGGAGUGAAUUGACUCAGGAAAAUAUAUUUGACGAAUAUCGUAUAGAAGGUGUGGAUGAAAGCAACAACAUCUUCCUGGAAAUGGUACCAGAAAACCUAUUGAGGGCUAUGAAGUCUGCCACAAAUGCACUGUCUGUUAAAAUAAAGCUUACCAAGAAGCACACUCCAUGUUUGACCUUUGAAAUUAACUUACCUUCUCAAUCAUCACAUUCAAGAAUUGUUAUUCAUGAUGUACCUGUGGGUGUUAUUCCUCAACGAAACUGGGAAGAAUAUGCUGAACCCCAAAUGCCAAACUUUGAUGUCAGUAUUUACAUGCCACAAAUAAAAACUGUCAGAAAUGUUGUUGAAAGAAUGAAAAAUCUCAGUAAUUACAUGACCAUCUCAGCAAACCUUAAAGGAUCAAUGACACUUGGUGUGGACACAGAUAUCGUAACUGUAGAAACUCAUUUCAAAAAUCUUGAUAACCCUAACCUCGAAGGAGAUGACUCAUACAACCAAGACAAAAAGGAAUUGGCUCAGGUUAGAAUUGAAAUUAAGAAGAUCUUAACCUUUCUUCAAAGUCAACAAGUUAGUCCAGACAAGGUUAUAUGUAAUUUUGUGGAUAAUCAAGCUCUACAGUUUUUCUUCAUACAUGAUGACUUGUCGCUACAGUAUUUAAUUCCUGCUGUGUCCAGAUAGCUGAUUUAUAAUAAGUAAUAGUAUUACACUUGGUAGACUUCUAAUUACUAUCUCACUAUCUGUUUUAUUAUGCUCGGAAGGACUGGUAGCUCAUGAAUCACCAAAUGCAUACCUAAUUUACUUAUUAAAAAGGAAGUAAUCUGACCAGAUGUCACAGAAGAACAGAAUGAGAUACAGAAUUAAUAAAAUAAUUUAAAUUCUAACAUACUAAUUAUUUUUUAUAUUAUUGAAUUGUUUUCAUUGUUAUAAUUAUAAUAUAAUAUUUUAUAGUCUUUACAUCCCAUAUUUACCUAAGCUUAAAAAACUCAUACAUAAUUAAUGAGGAUUAGGCCAAAAUGAGCCUAUUUGGUCACAUGCAUGGACCUUUAUAUCUGAKAAAACACUCCUUAUUAAUAUUCUUUAUAUAAAGAAUACUAAUAUUGAUAAGGGUGACCUUUAUCGGAUAUAAAGGUCUAUGACCCUUGCAAAGGUYCUCAGGUUUAAUACCUGAUCAUUGACCAAUGCAGGAUGUCAACCGAUAGCAGUAAAACAGCCAUUAGCUGUUUGCCCCCAUUUAUCAAGACUUUUAACAGCUUUGAGUUUCAAAUUAGUGUUGGAGUCUUUUAAGCCUUCGGCAUUUUUUUUUUGUCUUUUUGCCUUCAGUGCGAAUGUUUAUACCUGAUAAAACACUCUCUCUCGUGUCUUAAACUAUACUUAUUGAAGUCAAGGUUAAUAUAAAGGGCAUUUGCAACCCCAGUUCCUUUUGCAAUGCUUUUCUAACAGGAACUUACUGUAUAUCAGAAAACUCCCACCCUGUCUGUUUUAUUUGUGAAUAAUACAUUCAUUAACUUUAUCAUGUCAUACAGUUGUAAAGAAUUGUUAAAUACUAACUCUCAAAUUAAGGAACCUCAGUUGCCUAAAAUUGUGUUAACUACGUUUUAUAUAAGAACCUGUUUAGGCGACAUCCCUAAAAUGUAGGUUCUUAUAUGCAAGUUUCUACUUUAUACAAAAUAUUAGCUGGGGACCUUUAUAGGCAUUUAAAAAUGUGAGCUGCAAGCAAGCAAAUUUUAARCCUAUAAAAACGAGUGUAUAAAUAAAAAUGAGCCUAUAAAUUUUAAAGCCUAAAAAAUGACUGUAUAAAUAUAUGGAAAUCAAGACAAAUCUCUUUGCUCAUUCGAUGUGGCCACAGCAAUUAUUUUUUAGUGUUUACCUUAUGAAUUAUUAAAUAAUUUGAUAAGGUAUUUUUAACAUGUAUGUUCAUAAUUUUUGAAAAGGGGUGUUGUAUCUUUAUAUAUAUCUUGUCAAUUUUUUGGUGUACAGCAACUUUAAUUAAUCCAUCAUAAUUAUAAAAACUAAAUAGUUCUUAAAAAUUAGUAAAGUAAUUUAAUCUUAAAAGUAGAUGUUAGCACUCAAGCGAAUCAACUUAUAAUGCAAUACUCAGGAGACAUUAAAUACACAAUCUAAUCAAAUUAUUAAGUCAUUCAUUCUUUAUUUCAUCUGUACUGUAAUAUCAAUAAAAAAUGAAAUAACUUGAUCUUGACUGUGUAUUUAAUGUCUCCUGAGUGUUGCACUUUAAGUUGAUUCGCUUGAGUGCUAUCAUCUAUCUUAGUACAAAAUAGUGACUUGUUAAGAACUAUUUAGUUUUUAUUUUACGGAUUAAGCAAGAUUGCUCUAACAUUUGUGCCAGGCUGUGCAAGGUUUGUUAAUCCAUCCAUUUUUCAACAGUUAAAUUGUGAUAGCACUUAAACCGUUCAACUGUGCAAACUAAAUACUAGUGCUAUUUAGUUGCAUUCAGUAAAUCGUGCAUGCGGUGACUUUUAAUCAUCCUAAAUAAACAUAAACACCAUGGCUGAGUGAUGAAUGUCAAGAAUGAUGAUUAAGUUAAGACUGCAUGAACUUCAGGUUGCACUUCAACGAUAAUGGUUGUAAAAUAAAGACACAAGACACAUUUCUAGUGAAUCAAAAUGAAGACACAAGACGCAUUUCUAGUGAAUUAAAAUAAAUUACAAGACACAUUUCAAGUUAAUUACUUGAUGCAUGCCGUCUUAUACUUGAGGUCCACUUUUAGUACAAAUUAGUACUACUUAGAUUUUGUACAGUUGCAUGGUUUAAGUGUGAUACUCUAACUCAUUAAUGAUAUGGAGGGUAGGAAAAAUAUUACCUAUAUCAUAUAAUAAAAGAAGGAAAAAUAAAGAACUUCUGAUAAUAUAACAUUAUCAGUUUAAAGAUCUCAACUUUUAUUGUCCUACAAAAGUACAAUUUCGUUAACUAUACAUGUGUAUAUAAUUGUGAAAAAGUGAAAAACCUUAUUUAGGAAAAAGAUAAAUGUCUUGGAAAGGACAUCUUACACAAUAUAAAAUAUUCUCAUUGAUGUAUUCGGUUAUUUAUCCUGACAAGAUGACUUUCACAAAGUCUGCAAUAAAAAAAGAAAGUAUGAGCUGAAA